CAGCCCCAGCGCCAAGAAGACCAGCCGAGGCCCACGCAGCAGUCCCAGGAACAGCGAACCAGACCCACAUGAUCCUGACUCGGAAACCAAGCGAAUUCAAGACAUGCUGUCAGGAAUGGAGAAACCACAGCUCUCCAACGUCCAGGCGAGGACGGCUCGGCUGAGCUGGACGCCCCCGGCGGGCCUGGUGAGCAGGGACAGGCACAGCAACGGCCACCCCUACAGCUGCACCUACGAGGUCACGCUGUCCGACAAGGGCCGGGACGGCAAGUACCGCCUCAUCUACAGUGGCGAGGAGUUGGAGUGCAAUUUGAAAGACCUGCGACCUGCGACAGACUACCACGUCAGAGUGAACGCCAUGUAUAACUCGGUGAAGGGCUCGUGCUCGGACGUAGGAACCUUUACCACCCACAGCAGCACCCCUGACUGCCCAUUCCCCCCGAAACUCUCCCACCGUACCAAGGGCUCCCUCACACUCCAGUGGAAGCCUCCUGUCGACAACGGAUCAAAGAUCACCAACUACCUUUUAGAGUGGGACGAGGGCAAGAGGAACAACGUGUUCCGAGAAUGCUACUUUGGGAGCCAGCGGCACUGUAAACUGACUCGCCUGUGUCCAGCCAUGGCCUACACGUUCCGCGUGGCUGCACGGAAUGACAUUGGCAUGAGUGGUUUCAGUGCAGAGGUGGUGUUCUACACGACUGGAAGCCUGCCCCAUCUCCCCCUGGCUCCGCGGCUGGUGCGGGCCGGCAUCACGUGGAUCACGCUGGAGUGGAGUCGGCCCGACGGCUGCUCGGCCGAGGAGCACAUCACCUACACGCUGGAGAUCCAGGAGGAGAACAACGGAACAGAGUUUCACCCAAAGUACACUGGAGAAAACUUGACCUGUACUGUAGAGGGUCUGAAGAGGAGCACACAGUAUAAAUUCAGGCUGAUUGCGUCUAACGUGGAGGGGCGCAGUAGCCCCAGUGAGGUUCUGGUGUGCACCACGAGCCCAGACAAACCCGGCCCCCCAUCCAAGCCCUGCGUGAAGGGAGCCAUCACACCUUACAGCUUCACAGUGAAAUGGGAUCCUCCACAAGAUAACGGUGGCUCAGAAAUCUUGACAUACCUCUUGGAGAUUUCAGAAGGCAGUUCUGAGGCCAACCAGUGGGACAUUGCUUACAGUGGGCCGGCCACGGAGUGUGAGUGCGAUCACUUGAAACCUGGCACUUUGUACCGACUGCGCAUCUGCAGCAUCACCACCGGAGGACACAGCCCGUGUUCUGAGAGCGUGCCGGUCCGCACGUUAAGUGUGGCUCCAGGACCCUGCCAGGCUCCACGCGUCGUGGGCAAAGCCAAGCACAAGGAGGUGCAGUUACAGUGGGAGUGUCCGUCCUCUGAGGGCUCUUGUGAGGUGACCGAGUACAGUCUGGUGAUGAGCGGGAGCGGGGGCGGGGCUGAGGGGGAGGGGGUGGAGCCUGCGGAGGUGUACCACGGCCCAGAGCUGGAGUGCACAGUGGGCAGCCUGCUCCCCGGCGCCACCUACAGCUUCCGCCUGCGCGCUGCCAACGAGGCUGGGUAUGGAUCUUUCUCUGAGGCCACGGAGGUGACGACUGCAGCAGGGCCUCCAGGCCAGUGUGGGGCGCCAACACUCACCCUCACGUCCAGCACGGGCGUCCUGGUGAGCUGGGAGAGUCCAGAGACCUCAGGAGCGGACAUCUCUGAGUACCGGCUGGAGUGGGGCCGUGACGAGGAGCCCAUGGAGCUGAUCUACUGCGGCAGCGGCACCCAGUGUGACAUCUCCGACCUGGCGCCCGCCACUCACUACUGCUGCAGACUGCAGGCGGCCAACCAGGCGGGCGCGGGCCCCUACAGCGAGGCGGUGAGCUGCCAGACGCCGGCCAGUGCCCCGGACGGGGUGUCGGGCCUGUGCGUGCUGGAGCAGGGUCCGGCCGGCGGGGACCACGACGGGGCCUACUCGCCCUCCAGCUGCCUGGCCCUGCGCUGGGACGAGCCCUGCUGCAACGGGGCGGAGAUCAGCGGCUACACGCUGCACCUGGGGGACGCCAGCGUCAGCCUGGACGCCGCCGCCACCGCGCACGUGCUCCAGCAGCUGCAGCCGGACACGGAGUACAGCAUCCAGAUCCAGGCGGUGAACGAGGUGGGCGUGGGCCCUCUGAGUGCCCCCCUGGUGGCCCGCACCCGUCCGCUGCCCCCCGCGCCCCCCCGGCUGGAGUGCGUGGCCCCCGGGCCCCAGAGCCUGAAGCUGCGCUGGGGGGACAACAGCAGCAGCAGCAGCAAGAGCCUGCUCAGCACCGAGCUCACCUACAAUCUGCAGAUGGAGGACAGGACGGCCAGGUUCCAGACCAUCUACCGCGGGCCCAGCCACACGUACAAGAUGCAGCGGCUGGCCGAGUCCAGUUCGUACUGCUUCAGGAUCCAGGCGGUCAGUGAGGCCGGUGAGGGCCCGUACUCGGACACCUACAGCUUCACCACUACCAAGUCUGUGCCCCCCGCACUUAGAGCGCCCAGGGUGUGUCAGCUGGAGGGGAACGUGUGUGAGGUGAGCUGGGAGUCGGCGCCCCCCAUGCGAGGAGACCCCAUCAUCUACAGCUUACAGAUGCUCACCGGGAGAGAGCUGGACUACAAGCAGGUGUACAAGGGCGAGGAGUCGUCCCACCAGAUGCUCCUGCAGUGCAACACGGAGUACCGCUUCCGCGUGUGUGUGUGCCGCCGCUGCCAGGACAGCGCCCAGGAGCUGUGCGGCCCCCUCAGCGCGCCCUCGCUCUUCACGCCGCGCCGCCAGGAGCCCGCCCCGACCGCCGACGCCGCCACCGGGGCCAUAGCGGCAGCCGGCGGCGCCAUCGUGCCCGCCGGCCUCAUCUCCACGGACGAGCGCUUCGCGGCGGUCAUCGUUUGCGCCUUCGCCGCCCUCUCCAUCCUCAUGGCCUUCGUCCUGCAGUACUUCUUCAUGAAGUGACCUGACGGAGCCGUCGGGGAGGACCAAGCACAACGAGGGGGGAAAGAAGCGUAAACAAAGCAAACAAAGCAAAGGAACUUUUCAGUAGUCGCUCUUUAAGCGAGACCAGAGAAGAAAUCAGCAAACACUUGAGGUAUAUGUCUGAUGCUACCGGUGUAGUCCAACUUUAUGUAUUCAGGCUUGUUACUCUUUUUUGACCUGCACAUUCUUUUUCUUUCACUGUGACUCUUCUCUGUUCCCUCUCUCUCUCGCUCUCUCAUUUGCUCUCUCAUCUCGUCUCUGGAUCUGCCCCAUCUGCCAAAAAAAGCCUGUGACAUCUAGCACCCCGUCAUGGUUGAGAACACCAACUGGGAUGUAUCAAGCCUUAAAAAUAGUCCUGUAUGUUCUUCUUCUUUUUAAUCCAUUAAUGGUGUACAACUAGACAAAAAAAAAAAGAAAUGUAAUGUCCUUUAUACCUUUAUGGCCUUUUAUGUGUCUUUUUAUCUCACCUAGUUUGCUGCAGACAUGUUCUGCCUCGUUACAGCCAUAUUCAAGGAUAGGCGUCACAGCUUUAACAUGAGAUAUUGAUCGUAGUCUGAUUCCGUUGUUGAUCUUUAAAUGCUGUUCUUUGUACUGUUCCGUUUAUUACAAGAGAAAUCACAGUGUUCAAAAGGAAACCAACACUAAUGGAUGGCUCCAGCCUGGCAGUUUGGCUUCUAGAACAUGUAGCAUCUGAAUUGAUUACAUUGAUCCUCCCCUUGAAUCGCAUGUCAAUCAAAAGGCAAGUCUGGAGCUCUUGCAUUGAAGCUGCCAAAGCAAAGUUGCAAUCUGUUUGUGGUUAUCGUAAUGCUGCUAUCAUGUGUUUUAUAUAUAGAUACAUAUAGAUAUAUAGAUAUAUAUAUAUAUAUAAUCUCCAAGGAAAAUCGAACCGGUUAUCUAAUGAUAUUUGAAAUAUAUAUAAUUCUAUGAACACAGUUCAUUUUGAGAAAUCUUGGGUUUGAGUCUUGGAGGAUGAGUCGGCUCACAUACUUUGGUGCUUUUUUUUUGUUUUCUUAUAUUUUUGUUGUUGUUGUUGUUUAUUUGUUUCUUUCUUUUUGAAUCUGUGGUCAGUAGUGGUGCAGGUGAAGCCUGGGAGGUGGCUGUAGCGUACCGUACCAUAGCGUAUCGUACCGUACGGUACACAAGCCCCUGAUGUAGUGCCAUCCUGCCACAGGCACCCGACUAGUGAACAGGGGGGCGUGUCCUGGAGCUCGGUCAGGCUGUCCAUUGGUGAUGGCGUCUGUCACUCCAGUCCUCAACCUCUAGCUUGUCGUGUUGUUGUGCUUGUCCGACCGAAUCGGUCAGAACCCAGAAGUUCCUCUGCUCCAUUCGCUAAUGUUACCUCUGGAGUCAGAUCUCAAUGCUCUCACUACAGACCCAGGGACCAGGACGACUGUUGAAUGACUAGUGCCACAAGAAAUCCAAUCAAAGCAAAAGCCAGUGCGUUGCUGUGAAAGAAUUCCUCGAGCCGCCUCUGCGGGCUCUGUGAAUCAUCAUCUGUCUUUGUGAUACCCCUUUUCCUUUCUUUCUUCCCAUUUGGCAGUGUUUAUAUUUGUAUGAUCCUCUCUCUGUCUCUCUCUCUCUCUCUCUCUCUCUCUCUCGCUGUGGCUUCAGAAUUCUGUUCAAUUUCAAAAGGUGCUUUCAUGACACAAUUGCAGCAGUGAACCCCUCCUUAAUCUUUAAACACCAACCAAGCAUGCAUGCCAAACACUAUUGGGGCGCUUCUUCAGCCAAGGUACACAACAUCAGAUUCCACAAUCCAAAGAGAUCCUCCUAUAGACCUGCAGACAGACGUCUUUUUUACAUUUUUCUUUAAAGCAAGGGAAAAAAAGAAGGGGAAUUGUCAGGGUGCAGGGCUUUUAGUGGUCAGUAAGCCCCUCCCUCAUUCUUGACUGACAGCAUGCAUCGUACCUCAGGGACAUGGACUUUCAAGAGGUGAAGAAAUUAAUUAUUUGUUACCAGGAGGGUGCUGCAAACACUAUUGUUUUUUUUUAUAAUUAUUAUUAUUGAUUUAUUUAGUUUGUUUGUUUGGCUUUUGCCAUCACUGUCCUCACGUCUCCGUUUCCUUGCAUCCUCGCACCUCGGCUCUCAGCUUUCUUCUGUGCCUUGCUCCUUUGUGUCCGUAAGCAAAAUCGUUUACUAGCUCAAGAUACCUUUGCCAAAGUAAAUGGGAAUCUAAGGUAUAAUUCUUUUAGUUUUAUUUAUACUAUAUAUUGCAUUCAGUACUUUAAAUGCCAAUUACAGUGCAAUCUUCAUUUAUUUAUUUUUUAAAAAUUAAGAGACAAAUGUAGUUAUGUACUAAUUUUUUUUUUCUCUUGUAGCAUGUUAUUUCUGUUUGUUUGUUUUGGAUGUUUUAGAUUUAUGAUUAAGGCCAGCAUUCCUUAUAAUAAUAAUAACCCUUUGAUGACUCUUUGAUGACUCUUUGAUGACUCUUUCCAUAAUUUGGUACAUGUAGCAAGCAACAUGCUGAUGACAUUUACAUUUACAUAUAACCGAAUGCCUAUUCAUCACUUUUCAGAGAAGAGCUGUACUUUCAGCCCAUUGUAUUUGCAUAGAGAGUUUGUAGCAAAUGUUUAACCAGGUUAUGGUGUUCUGUAAUGGGAUAUAAUUCGCUACACUUUGGUAUGGCUUAAUAGUGUUCUGAAGCUUAUGAUAUACCGUUUGCCAAAGCUGAGACCUGUCCACCUUACUUCUCUUUCUUUGUCUGCUGUUUAUUUAAAGGGUUGUGUGACAAAUCCUUUGUGACUAUAGAGCAUUAUUAUCUUGAAAGAGGAAAAUGUAAACUUGAUCUGUGAUUACACCUUUUUUUCUUUUUGUAGAGAAAAUUGUGCCAUUUAUUUGUGUAGCCCCUUAUUGAGGUGGAGUUCUGUGUACAAUUUCACUCUGAGGGGUCAGAGAUCCAAUCAGACUGUUUUGAGCAAGUACUCUUUUUCCAUGCAUCAUAGCUCAGUAGGGAACACAUCCAGUAUUUUGCUAUGGAAUGAUAUAUAGAGUUAUAUAGAGAUAUUAUAUGUCAACUAACAGAAAUGAAGCACUUUUUAAAAAGCGAAAUAUUAGUCUUCAUAAACUUUAUUGUGAUCAAAUUUCAGUUAUUUCAAGUGAUUAUGUCCCUAUGAAAUCAAGUUGCAGGCUGCAACCUUUUUUAAAAAGCAGGAGGGAGAUGGCUUUAACAAAUAGGAAGUCAGACAAAUCCAAUAAUGUCUAAAAGUUCUUUAAACGUAAUAUCAUUAUUGGUGUUGGCAUUCAUCUCAAUUUAUUUUUGUUUAUCUAUAAGGUCUGUGUCUUCAUCAAAUUAUAUGUUAAGAUGAACAAAGUCCUUAGAAUUUUAAGCAAAUGGUUUUCAGAGACCUAACUUUUUUUUUUUACCCAAACAACUUUGUUACUAUUUUUAUACCAUUGUUUUUUUUGUUUGAAUGCAAAAGCAUUGAUUUUUAAUGUAGUUUGCUGAAGAGUUCUCCCAAACUCCUAAAAUGCUCCCUGGUAAAUGUAUAGAGCAAAUGUUUUGAACUAUUUUCCAAAACAAUGUAUUUUAUACCUCAAAGUUCGAAAAAAAUGAGAAACAUUCCAAGCUUUCCAUGGUCUACAAUUUUUAAGAGUCAUACAUUUCUUCUUGUAUUGUAAAUGUUAGACAAUUUCAUAAGCAUUAUGUAAAAGAAACUGCCAUAUCAAUUUUAAUGUAUAGAUUUUUGCAAAUACUACCCAAUGUAUGUAAGACUUAUCAGUACCUGUAGCUUAUAUGUAAUAUAUUUAUGCCCAAUAAAUGUUUUAAUUUUUUCUGA
Molecule: messenger RNA, 6756 nt
Organism: Sardina pilchardus (European sardine)
Lineage: Eukaryota; Metazoa; Chordata; Actinopteri; Clupeiformes; Clupeidae
Gene: fndc3ba
Product: fibronectin type III domain containing 3Ba
Exons: 21
Coding region: 104-2959 (951 amino acids)
Molecular function (GO): protein binding
Source: RefSeq, a predicted model, not a curated record